Messenger RNA from Salpingoeca rosetta, 1631 nucleotides. RefSeq lists its product as uncharacterized. NCBI's taxonomy places the organism in Eukaryota, Choanoflagellata, Craspedida, Salpingoecidae. Gene Ontology annotation, biological process: UDP-galactose transmembrane transport. The record is from RefSeq and is a predicted model, not a curated record. Bases 119 to 1198 code for a protein of 359 amino acids. The transcript is spliced from 2 exons. Gene Ontology annotation, cellular component: Golgi membrane; endoplasmic reticulum membrane. Gene Ontology annotation, molecular function: UDP-glucose transmembrane transporter activity; UDP-galactose transmembrane transporter activity.
CCACGUCGCACCAACCAAUCAAUACACACACACACAGACACAUCAAGCACCUUCUCAACACACCUUCUCCACACCCACACACAACUCUCACACACCAACCCACACGCGUUGGUUCAGCAUGGCGCUGUUGAGGCUGCUGGGGUGCAGCGCAGGGAUCUAUGUGUGCUACAUCACGUAUGGCAUCCUGCAGGAGGGCGUGUACAAGUACACGUCGCCCGUGACCGGGGAGCGGUUCUCCUCGACACUGACGCUGCUCUUGAUUCAGGCCGUGCUCAACUACAUCUGCGCCACCACCAUCUGCUGGUGGCAAGGCAUGAAGCCGCUGCCGGCCACCGCGUUUGCCCUGCCAGGGUGCACGUUCAUUGCUGCCAUGCUGUGCAGCAACGAGGCCCUGAAGUACGUGAGCUACCCGACCCAGGUCUUGGCCAAGUCGUGCAAGCUCGUGCCCGUGCUGUUGGUGAACGUGCUCGUGUACAGCCGGACAGCCACCUUCUUGCAGUACGUCCACGUGGCCCUCGUCACCGCGGGCAUCGUCCUGUUUCGUCUCAAGAACACGGACGCGGCGCAGGAGCACAACAGCCUGUAUGGCAUCGGCUUGCUGCUUCUGUCGCUGCUGCUGGAUGGCGUCACGGGACCAACGCAGCAGCACCUCAAGGAGCGCUACUCGCCCUCCCCAUUCCAGCUCAUGCGCUACUGCAACCUGUGGGGGUCCCUGCUCAUCAUCGCCCUGCUCGUUGCCUCGGGCGAGUUCCUCUCUGGCGUCAUGUUUUUGUUACAGCCGGAGCACGCGCCGCUGCUGUCCCGCGUCGUUCUCUUCUCCCUCGCCGGCGCCGCCGGGCAGGCCUUUAUCUACACCACCCUCCUUGAAUUCGGGGCGCUGACGUUGACGACGGUGACAACGACGCGCAAGUUCUUCACCAUCCUGUUCUCGGUGGUGCUGUACGGGCACGUGCUGUCGGCUGUGCAGUGGGCGGGCGUUGCGCUUGUGUUUGUCGGCCUCUCCCUCGACGUGGUGGAGAAGAAGCGAAACCGCGACACCAUGAGCGGCAUGGACAAGGUGCGGCCUACGGCACCCGCCUCCGCCACUGGUGGUGAUGGUGGUGAUGGUGGUGAUGGUGGUGGUGCCAACGGAAGCAAGGCGGCAUCAGCUUCGCCAUCGCCGGCAUCAAACGCCUCGGGCAAGGAGAAGGCAAUGUGACGCCAUGACACCUCCACCGCCGCUGUUGGUGUUGGUGUUGGUCGUGGUGUUGGCAGAUAGAUGGUGUUGUGCUGCUGCUGCUGCUGCUGCUGCUUCUACUGCUGCUGCCCGCGUUGGCUCUGUCAUGACAGCACACGCCUCGUGAGGAACUCAGGAGAAAGGCAAGAGAAGAAGCGCUUGGUGUGUGUGUAGAUGUCCAUGAGCACAGCACUUGUUCCUGUUCACAAUACGCUUUCAACUUUUCUUGCCCGCCUGGCCGUCUGUCGUUUUGCCCGUUAAUCCCUUUCCCUUUGCACCACCACCACCCCGAUGUACACUGUGUUUUGUAUUGUUGCUGCUGCUAGACCUUGGCUGGGUUUGUUCGCUGCGUUGCUGUUGCUGGUGGUGUUGGAAGGGAUGUUGUUCCAACUCAUCCAUACACGCUCUUAGAGGA